AUUUAGUAUUUUUUUUAAUAACCAAAAUUCGUAAUUUGCUUUCUUUUUUCACAAGAAUUGCACCCACUACGCAGGGGCAAAAUGGUAAAAAUUUGGAAAAACCGCCUCAAAACCUUCUGUAGGAGAUGCCAUAUUCGGGGCGAUGAUACCGAUGCCUCUCUCUUUUCUUUAAAUAUAAACCCUCACCCGUCUCCAUUGACUCUAUUCAACUCCCGUUUUCCCAAUUUUCUCUAAAAUCUUCGUUUCUUAGAUCUCAAAUCUCGCAACCAUGUCUUGCUACAGAGGAAAGUAUGCCGAUGAACUCAUUGCCAAUGCUGCCUACAUCGGAACCCCUGGAAAAGGUAUCCUCGCUGCUGAUGAAUCAACCGGAACAAUCGGAAAGCGUCUAUCCAGCAUCAAUGUUGAGAACAUCGAAUCAAACAGAAGAGCACUUCGUGAACUCCUCUUCUGCACUCCCGGUGCCCUUCAAUACCUCAGUGGAGUCAUCCUCUACGAAGAAACUCUCUACCAAAAAACCGCAGCAGGCAAACCAUUUGUGGAUGUAAUGAAGGAAGCCGGAGUUCUCCCAGGAAUCAAAGUCGACAAGGGCACAGUCGAGCUAGCCGGAACCGACGGUGAAACCACCACCCAAGGGCUUGACGGUCUAGCCCAACGGUGCGCCCAGUACUACACCGCUGGUGCCCGGUUCGCUAAAUGGCGCGCGGUUCUCAAAAUCGGCCCAAACGAGCCUUCACAGCUCGCGAUAAACGAAAACGCAAACGGUUUAGCGCGAUACGCGAUCAUCUGUCAAGAAAACGGUUUGGUCCCAAUUGUGGAGCCAGAGAUUCUUGUUGACGGGUCCCACGACAUUAACAAAUGCGCGGAUGUAACUGAGCGCGUAUUGGCAGCUUGCUACAAGGCUUUGAAUGACCAUAAGGUGCUUCUUGAAGGAACUCUUUUGAAACCUAACAUGGUGACACCUGGAUCGGAUGCGAAGAAGGUGGCGCCGGAGGUGGUGGCGGAGUACACGGUUAGGGCUUUGCAGAGGACGAUGCCGCCAGCGGUUCCGGCGGUGGUGUUUUUGUCGGGUGGGCAGAGUGAGGAGGAGGCGACGGUUAAUUUGAACGCGAUGAAUCAGUUUAAGGGGAAGAAGCCGUGGACUUUGACUUUUUCUUUUGGGCGUGCUCUUCAGCAGAGUACUUUGAAGGCGUGGAGUGGGAAAGAGGAGAAUGUUGGGAAAGCUCAGGCGGCGUUUUUGGCAAGGUGUAAGGCGAACUCUGAAGCUACUCUUGGGAUUUACAAGGGUGGGUCUGGGUUGAGUGAAGGUGCUUCUGAGAGUCUUCAUGUUAAGGACUACAAGUACUAAAUAAUACUAAGGUUUGUUUCUUGUUUCUUGUUUCUAUUCUCGGGAAUUCUUGUCGCAUUUGUGUUUUGAUUUGAGGAUUUUGUGUUAUGUUUUGAACUUGUGGUGGUGGUGGUUAUAAUAAGCAUGAGAAACAUCUGCCUAUUCAGGUUUUGUUUAUAUAUUUUACGGUUUAGGUUUUCAUGAUUAUUUUGUCAUUGAUUUUUUCCUUUUUUGCUUGGCUGAUGUUUAUUAAUCAUAUUAUUUUAAGAUAUUUUUAUUCCAACUUUUAUGAAAUUUAAAUUGAUUUUUGUGUUGUGAAAACAGGAAAUGGCAUUGCGUAUUCAUAUAUGAAAACAGUCGUCUUAUAAAAAAUAUCUAAUAUUAAAUAUGAUAUUAAUAAUUAAUCAAUAUCAUAACACCAUGUUAAAUAACUUCCUAUUUACAAAUAUCUGUUGUGAUAUUUUCCUCGGUU
Molecule: messenger RNA, 1796 nt
Organism: Lactuca saligna
Lineage: Eukaryota; Viridiplantae; Streptophyta; Magnoliopsida; Asterales; Asteraceae
Source: the annotation of a GenBank genome assembly